Anguilla rostrata (American eel) is the source of this 2526-nucleotide messenger RNA. It is a transcript of the gene sdha, whose product is annotated as succinate dehydrogenase complex, subunit A, flavoprotein (Fp). The record is from RefSeq and is a predicted model, not a curated record. Gene Ontology annotation, molecular function: electron transfer activity; flavin adenine dinucleotide binding; succinate dehydrogenase (quinone) activity. Gene Ontology annotation, biological process: tricarboxylic acid cycle; mitochondrial electron transport, succinate to ubiquinone. The coding region runs from base 74 to 2062 and encodes 662 amino acids. The transcript is spliced from 15 exons. Lineage: Eukaryota; Metazoa; Chordata; Actinopteri; Anguilliformes; Anguillidae.
AUUCCUAUCGGAGGAGCGCAGCGAAUGUCACUUCCCUGCGCACAAGGCUAACUGAGUGCUCAAAUAGUCCAACAUGGCCGCGGUAUGUGCAGCGUCUCGUGUCCUCACAAAAAGGGUGCUGUCAUCUAAAGCACUUCCAGCAGUUUGCACAGGGAGCUCCAGGAAUUUCCACUUCUCCAUCUAUGGGAAAAGGGAAAAUGCAAAGGUUUCAAGUGAUAUCUCCACGCAGUACCCAGUGGUAGACCAUGAAUUUGAUGCGGUGGUGGUGGGCGCCGGGGGGGCUGGUCUGCGUGCUGCCUUCGGGCUGUCGGAGGCCGGCUUCAACACCGCCUGCGUCACCAAGCUGUUUCCCACCAGGUCUCACACGGUGGCGGCACAGGGUGGAAUCAAUGCGGCCCUUGGCAACAUGGAGGAUGAUGACUGGAGAUGGCACUUCUAUGACACAGUGAAAGGAUCUGAUUGGCUGGGAGAUCAGGAUGCUAUCCAUUACAUGACUGAGCAGGCCCCUGCAGCUGUGGUGGAGCUGGAGAACUUCGGCAUGCCUUUCAGCCGCACAGAGGACGGGAAGAUCUACCAGCGUGCCUUCGGGGGCCAGAGCCUGAAGUUCGGGAAGGGCGGCCAGGCGCACAGGUGCUGCUGCGUGGCCGACAGGACCGGCCACUCCCUCUUGCACACCCUCUACGGCCGGUCUUUGAGAUACGACACCAGUUACUUUGUGGAGUACUUUGCCUUGGACCUGCUGAUGGAGGACGGCGAGUGCAGGGGAGUGAUUGCACUGUGCAUGGAGGACGGGUCCAUCCACCGCUUCAGAGCCAAGAACACCGUCAUUGCCACAGGGGGCUACGGCCGUACCUAUUUCAGCUGCACCUCGGCCCACACCAGCACAGGGGACGGUAACGCCAUGGUGACCCGCGCCGGGCUCCCCUGCCAGGACCUGGAGUUUGUGCAGUUCCACCCCACAGGUAUCUAUGGAGCCGGCUGUCUGAUCACAGAGGGUUGCCGUGGAGAGGGAGGGAUCCUCAUCAACAGCGAGGGCGAGCGCUUCAUGGAGCGCUACGCCCCCAACGCCAAGGACCUGGCCUCCAGAGACGUGGUGUCCCGCUCCAUGACCAUCGAGAUCCGGGAGGGAAGGGGCGUCGGCCCGGAGAAGGACCACGUGCACCUGCAGCUGCACCACCUGCCCCCUCAGCAGCUGGCCACCCGCCUGCCCGGCAUCUCGGAGACCGCCAUGAUCUUCGCCGGCGUCGACGUCACCAAGGAGCCCAUCCCCGUGCUUCCCACCGUCCACUACAACAUGGGUGGGAUCCCCACCAACUACAAGGGCCAGGUGAUCACCUACAAGGAUGGCGCAGACCACGUGGUGCCCGGCCUGUACGCCUGCGGAGAGGCGGGCUGCGCAUCCGUCCACGGUGCCAACCGACUGGGCGCCAACUCCCUGCUGGACCUGGUGGUGUUCGGCCGCGCCUGCGCCCUCACCAUCGCCGAAAUCUGCACACCUGGAGAGAAGCUGCCACCCCUGCAGCCCAACGCUGGAGAGGAGUCUGUAGCCAACCUGGACAAAAUGAGAUAUGCUAAUGGCAACACCAGGACUUCUGAGAUCAGGCUGAACAUGCAGAAGACUAUGCAGAACCACGCCGCCGUGUUCCGUACUGGCUCCGUACUCAAGGAGGGCUGCGUCAAAAUGGAUGCCAUCUACCAGACGCUGGACGACAUCAAGACCUUUGACAGAGGGAUUGUGUGGAACACUGACCUGGUGGAGACCCUGGAGCUGCAGAACCUGAUGCUCAAUGGUGUCCAGACCAUACACUCCGCCGAGGCCCGCAAGGAGAGCAGGGGCGCCCACGCCAGGGAGGACUUCAAGGACCGCGUGGACGAGUACGACUACGCCAAGCCCCUGCAGGGACAGCAGCCGAAGCCCUACGAGGAGCACUGGAGGAAGCACACGCUGUCUUACGUGGAUCCAAAGACCGGCAAGGUGACGCUGGAGUACAGACCCGUGAUCGAUAACUCGCUGUCUGAGGAAGACUGCGCGCAUAUCCCUCCUGCCAUCCGCUCCUAUUAAGCACCUCUCUGUAACAGUCCUUAUUUAUAAACCGGCUCUGCUUUUAAUGGUUAACUGUUCCAAUAAAAUUGGUUCAACUUGUGGUCUUUGUGCAGCACUGAAGACACAGCAUGUGACAUUCGGUGUUCAUUAAUAAAUUGUGCUGUACGACUUCAGUGAAUCCUACAAGCAUUGUGGUUUAUGAACAUAUUAGGUAUCAGUACAUUUGCUUUAGUUCUUUCAGGCAAAUUAAUGAAUAUUUAAUAUUUAAAUAUGGGAUGAUUCUGUAACAAACAAACUUAGUCGAGAGAGAGGACACCACGGAGACACCAAUGCCAAUAACAUACUGUUCUUGCUUGUUCUUCAUAUUCAGUGGCCUUCAUAUUCAGGGGAUCACAUCACAUGUAUGCAAAGUUCUGUACGUCUUGCCUGUCAUGUUUGUAGUAUUUAUUUGAGCUCAAUAAAAUUACUGCAGUUACACAGUA